AUGAGAACAGGUCCCUUUAGUCGCUCUGGAUCAAGAGCUGUGGGUCUGAUUACUGGCAUGCAGGAGCAGCCCCGCACAGCCACUCUGUCAUCUCAGGCACAGCAGGGACAGGAGUCUACAGACCGGACCGGGGGCCUCGUAUGCCGACACAUCGCCACAAUGAAUGAAAGGCAGGCUCUCCACUCCAUAAUGAAGGACUUAGUCGCCCUCCAGAUGACGCGGCGGCAGCCUUCGGUGUCUUAUGACAACGGCAAACCAAAGACCCCCACCCAGGCAAACAGACAGGACGAUGUCAGGAUAAAGUUUGAGUACUCAGGAGAGAGGAGGAUCUUGAUGUUUGGGAGGCCUGUUCAGUUUGAGGAAAUUCAGCAGAAAGUCACGAGUGUCUUUGGCCAGCAGCUGGACCUGCAUUAUAUAAACAAUGAGAUGUCCAUCCCUCUGCGAAGUCAGGACGACCUGGACAAGGCGGUGGACCUGCUGGACAGAAGCGCCAACAUGAAGAGCAUCCGGAUUCUUCUCCUCACGCAGGAGCGCCGCACUGCCCCCUCUCCCUCCCAUCAUCCACCCUGCAAGCAGGUGAGGAUCAAGUCCUCCCAGUCCACCGGGGACGUGAGCACAGCGUACCAAGCCCCCGAGCCCAGGGGGCGCCACCUGUCAACUGGUUCCCAGAACACGGGCCGGAGUUCGCCGCCCCCUGGUUACGUACCUGAACGCCAGCAGAGAAUCGCCCGCCAGGGUUCAUACACCAGCAUCAACAGCGAGGGGGAGUUCAUCCCCGAGACCAGCGAUCAAUGCGUGCUGGAUCCCUGGAGCAGUGCAGAGAACUCAGUCUCUGGAAGCUGUCAGUCUCUGGACAGCAACUCAGACAGCCCCUCAUUGAGGAAGUCUCGCAUGCACAGAGCUAAAAGUGUCCCGGAUAAUCGUCAGGAGUGCUCAGACAGGGAGAAUCAUGUCUAUGACAGGGUGGCAGGAAAGGGGGGCACCUAUCCGCGUCGGUACCACGUUUCCCUGCAUUACAAAGACCACAGUGAAGGCCGCCGGACGUUUCCUCGCAUCCGCCGCCCUCAGGGGAACCUGUUCACGCUGGUGCCCUCCAGGCGCUCGCUCAACGGCAGCGAGGAGAGUGUGGGCAGCUGGCAGCUGGUGGACACGCAGGGCCGGCUGCGUCCCCAGGACCGCUCCGUCGCCCACAAGUCUCCCAGUGCACCGGUGACGUGGCGGCGGGGGAAGCUGCUCGGCCAGGGCGCCUUUGGGCAGGUGUACCUGUGCUACGACGUGGACACGGGGAGAGAGCUGGCAGCCAAACAAGUCCAGUUCGAUCCCGACAGCCCAGAGACCAGCAAGGAGGUCAGCGCCUUGGAGUGCGAAAUCCAGCUGUUGAAAAAUCUGCAUCACGAGCGCAUCGUUCAGUACUACGGCUGUUUGAGGGACCACAACGAGAAGACCCUCACCAUUUUCAUGGAGUACAUGCCGGGGGGUUCAGUCAAAGACCAGCUGAAGGCCUACGGGGCCCUGACCGAAAACGUGACCCGGAAGUACACCAGGCAGAUCCUGGAGGGCAUGUCCUACCUGCACAGCAACAUGAUCGUGCACAGAGACAUCAAAGGGGCCAACAUCCUGCGGGACUCAGCGGGCAACGUGAAGCUGGGAGACUUCGGUGCCAGCAAAAGGCUGCAGACCAUCUGCAUGUCUGGCACCGGCAUCCGCUCUGUGACCGGCACCCCCUACUGGAUGAGCCCGGAGGUGAUCAGCGGAGAGGGCUACGGCAGGAAGGCCGACGUCUGGAGCCUGGGCUGCACGGUGGUGGAGAUGCUCACAGAAAAGCCCCCGUGGGCCGAAUACGAGGCGAUGGCCGCCAUAUUCAAGAUCGCCACCCAGCCCACCAACCCGCUGCUCCCCCCACACACCUCGGACCAGGCCCGGGACUUCAUCCGCUGCAUUUUCGUGGAGGCCAAACACAGGCCCAGCGCCGAGGAGCUGCUCAGACAUCCCUUCUCACAGAUUCUGUGCUGAGACCCCCCCCCCCACAGCACAGGAGGGGACUCUGGGGACUGCGUAGCCUCCAUAGACGCUGAGACGCUGAGGUGGGAGCGGUGCGGAUGUCGGCCUUAUUCGGAAGCUCCGAAGGAGAUUCUGUGUCCACGUAACCUCAGAAGCCGAUGGCAGUAUGUGCUUUUAUCAGUGUCCACAAGGGGGAAACCUCGCUUAAGCUUCUGACGGGCAAAAAGACUCCAAAAGCAGCCGUGUCAAAGCGUCUCUGGUGCUUCAGUUUUGGACUCUCCCGUGUUUACAUUCACUCCUCCUGCAGUUAUCAGAAACACCAGCAACGCUCAGUUUUUAGAAAAAGCUGCAACAAACCCAAAGCUCAAUGUGCCAAAAGUCUUUUUUUUAACAAAAAAAGUGCUUUCAAACCAUAAGUCUUUAUGUAAGCUACUUCUGUUUAUUAUUGGAUUUCAAAGCAGUAUCGAUCAAAUGAUCCUACAAAGUCUGAAUUAAGAAGAGGAGGAAUUUCCUCCUCGUCUCAGCUGUAAAAGGGCCAAAACGGGCCAAAAAGGGGACAGACGGGACGCUGUCCUGUGGACUCCUGUCAUCACUUACUUAUGACAGUUUAGCAAAUGAGGCUUAUAGUCAUAUUUUGUGCAAACUAAGGCUUUAAACAGAGAAACUACUCCGGUUUCCUUUGCAUUUUAACAUGCGUAUGGCCCAAGCUUCCCUGACUGAAAGGUUUAGAUCAUUUUCAAAUCAGAUGCACUUUUCUGUUGAGUGAAUGUCAUGGGGAUCUUUUUAAAUGAGAUUUUCCUUCUUCUAAUGGUGAGAUUCUUCCACUUUUAUUUAUAUCCCCAUGCCAUUCCGAAUAGAAAUUAUACGGAGAUAUAAAUGUGUAUAAAUAUAUUUUUUAUAUUCAGACAGUGUCAAAUUAAAUGAUACAUUCAAGACAUAGUGUUAAUAAAAGGAAAUCAAUGGAAGCAGCUGGUUUUGCAGACAUAAAUGAGGUUUAUAUUAGAAAAUGGGUGGCAAACAAACUCUGACUGCCUGGCUCACAUGUCCUGUUCAGCCUCACAGGCUAUGGCAACCUCACCACAUCUAUAAAGACUUAUUAAUAAUAAAACUGAGGUGGGGGGGGCGUUAUCCCAUUAUGAUUAGAGCUGAAACACAGGCCGAAUCGGAGCCAGCGCCACAUGUCAGAGUUUUCUGCUCCACCCAGACGACGACUCUGUUCAUCCCAGGGUUCAGACGGCCUGCCCGGUAUUAAAACGGGCUCCUGGACAGAGGGCUCGCUGUUGCCUUAUAAAACUAAUCCAAGAAUGUUUCAAUGUGGCUGCUACACGCUGAAGGCAGCUAGACAGUGUUCACCUCGAACAUCUGCAGUUAUUAAAAGAAGAAAAAGGGACCCUGGGAUAAGCAGAUGAGCUCAAGCUAGACGUUAGCUUGUUGUAGUUUAUACAUGUUAUUUCACAACACGUAUCACGACAUGACUUGCAGUGCAAAGUCUAAUGUAUCGAAUUUAUUUUACAGCAAGAAAAGAAUAGUAUGUUAUAAAUAAAUAUAUAUGUAUAUUUCAUGUCGUCCAAUCAAAUAAACUG
Molecule: messenger RNA, 3584 nt
Organism: Menidia menidia (Atlantic silverside)
Lineage: Eukaryota; Metazoa; Chordata; Actinopteri; Atheriniformes; Atherinopsidae
Source: the annotation of a GenBank genome assembly